This is a messenger RNA of Rhinocladiella mackenziei CBS 650.93, 1494 nucleotides long. RefSeq lists its product as uncharacterized. The transcript has a single exon. The coding region runs from base 1 to 1494 and encodes 497 amino acids. The record is from RefSeq and is a predicted model, not a curated record. Lineage: Eukaryota; Fungi; Ascomycota; Eurotiomycetes; Chaetothyriales; Herpotrichiellaceae.
AUGCCUAUCAUCAAAAUGCUCGUCAAGGGUAUUGGCUCAGGUAUAGGCCUGGCCUCCGAAGCCGUUGCCGACUACAAAGAAAGGAAAGCCGCCCGAGAGCGGGGCGUCUCCCCCCAUCCAAGAAGCGAGGUCGAUAUCGGCGAGAGUUCAAGAUCCAAUGCCGACGAGAAAGGACCGGCUGAGGAAAAAAGCGACCUCGGAAAAAAAGCCGCCGAAGAUGACGACGACUCAGACUCGUCCAGCGUCAGCACCUCGGACUUGGACAAUGACAAGGCUGAAUGGGCCCUCGAUGAAGCCGCUGCAGAACUUGAUUCACCUCCUCCAUCUUACAGCGAAGCGUCUGCCCAGUCCCCUCUCGCCUCUCCUGAAGAAGUCGUCAACGCUUUCCUACACAAUCACAAAGUCACAGCCGCGCCGUCCCAGACAUACCAACCACUCCCUUGCCCUGUUAUCCUUCCCCAGCGCCGACCGAAAGAUAAAUCUCGAGGCUUUGUGCGUGCCUAUGCGCCGCUGCUUGGAGAAUGCUCAGGCAUCGAUCAGAAGACCUUCAUCGACUUCCUCAGCGACUUCGACAGGGCCUCCAAAGCUAGCCCGGUCUUCGACGUGAUCAACCUGGCCUGCUUUGCCGUUGGAUUCGUCCCUAACCCUAUCGUCAUGGGGGUCACGAUCGCCGUACAAGUCGCCGCCACGACGGCAAAGGAAGUGCAAUCACGCCACCGCCGCAACACCUACCUCGAUCAAAUCAACGAGAUUCUCUUCAAGCCUCGCGGUCUAUAUUGCAUGAUCAUGACCUUCAAGCCGGCCAAUCCGCACGACCCGGUCCUCGACAUUGACAUCUCCGGCCUGCGAUCCACCGACGAAGCACUGGUCCAAGCCACCUCGAUCCCAGACUCGGAGCUGCGCCAGAACUUGAAAAAACUCCGCCUCACCUCCGGUGUCACCAAAGGCGAAAUGUCGCUCCCCGAGUCCGCGCCCCUGAUCUUCCCGGCUCUCGACACUGCGGCGCAAGCUGUCCUUGACGGUUCUGGUGAACUCCCCGAGAAAAAAACCAACGCCCUACAAGCCUCAGCGGGCUUCCUAGCCAGCUACCUCGACCGUCGCGCCCAGGCGUCCUACGCCGGCAUGUACCCGGACAGCAAACUCGUGAUGCCACCACCAGAGAAGAAGUUUGCAUCCCGCUUCGCAGACCCGAACCAUCCGGCCAACUCGGGAACUAUUGUCGGCCUGUUGACGGGGGGCAAGUUCGAUCCUAAGGCCAAGAAGCGCGGGAUCAGGGCCCAACGGCGCGCCCGCAGGCGGGGAUACGAGCUUAGUGAGAUAGACAUUCGCAAUGCCGAAAUGGGCCGUCUGCCUCGCCGCAAGAAGGGUGGGGUCAUUCGUCGUGUCCUCCACAAGGAUGUCCUGUACUUGACUGUUGUGAAUCUGCCCUCGGACAGAGAAAUGAAAGAAAUAAUGCAAGCACUGGAGAGGGCCAAGAGCCACAGUAGCUUUUAG